This is a messenger RNA of Rotaria sp. Silwood1, 984 nucleotides long. NCBI's taxonomy places the organism in Eukaryota, Metazoa, Rotifera, Eurotatoria, Philodinida, Philodinidae. The record is from the annotation of a GenBank genome assembly.
AUGUCGAGCGAAAAUGAGAAACAGACUGAAUCAGCACCAACCUGCGGUAUAUGUGAAGAAAUUAUUACAGAUGAUGAUACUAAAUUAAUAUGUACACAUGAACCAUGUGGUAAAAUAACAUGUUUAUCAUGUAUUAAAAAAAUGAUUGAAGUUAUGUUCAGUCAACCAACUCUGAAUUAUCCAUUUAAAUGUGGUGCAUGUUUACAAAUAGUUGAUGAAAGAAUCAUUCAUGAAAUUAUUGUAAAACAAGGUCAAUAUGAAAAAUAUAUUGCGUGUAUAUUUCCACUAUAUUGGACAAAAGAUUGUCUUGAACAAAAUGAAAUCUUAGCACAAUGUCCAUUUUGUCCUUAUUUUGAAAUUUAUACAAUUGAUGCAUGUUCUCUUCACUUUUUUACAUGUCAACAUCCAUCAUGCGGUAAAAAAUCAUGUGUUAUAUGUCUACAUGCUGUUGAUGAUAAUAAUAAAUCAAUACAUCAAUCACAUUGUGUUGAACUUCAUUCGUAUAAAAAAAUUAUUGAAAAAGCAAUUGAAUCUGGAUCACAACAACAUUGUCCUUAUUGUCAAUUGACUGGUGUUAAAGAUGAUGGAUGUACACAUAUGGUAUGUCAACGAUGUCAACGUAAUUGGUGUUAUUUAUGUGGAAUGAAAGAAAAUGAGUGUAAAGUUAGAGAUGAUAUUGAACCAAGUUUAUCAGCACAUAAUGAAGAUUGGGAAUCCAAUGAAGAUCGUUGUCCCAUGAGUCUAAUUAGUAUACAUGAAAUUGAUAUUCGAUGGCCAGAAAAUGAUCAAGAUUGUUUAGAAUAUUUUCAUCGUUAUCGAACAGUAUCCCAUUUAUUUGAUGUUCUUAAAAUUAUUGGUGAAGAGAAAUUCGAUAAAGUCAAUCAAUAUUUUGGAAUAAUCGAUGCUUCGGGUUAUACAAUUGAAGAGAUAAAAGAUUAUGAAAAUCGAAUAUUCAUUGAUUAUACAUCAAAAGGAAACAAAUAG